This is a messenger RNA of Sinocyclocheilus anshuiensis, 1118 nucleotides long. It is a transcript of the gene nat8l, whose product is annotated as N-acetyltransferase 8-like. Lineage: Eukaryota; Metazoa; Chordata; Actinopteri; Cypriniformes; Cyprinidae. Bases 120 to 968 code for a protein of 282 amino acids. Gene Ontology annotation, molecular function: L-aspartate N-acetyltransferase activity. The transcript has 3 exons. The record is from RefSeq and is a predicted model, not a curated record. Gene Ontology annotation, cellular component: mitochondrial membrane.
GAGGAAGCUCAGGGUUGCAGUAGUACAUCAGUCUUUUUUCUUUCCAUAACAAAGAAGAUCAUCAUCCAUCUUUUGUUUUUUUCUCUCUCCCCAAUUUCAGUUCAUUUCUGGCCAGUUGCAUGCAUUGUUCGUCUCCCAAAAUGGUUUGCGAGACUAAAAUCGUUGCAGACGAACACGAGGCCAUAGCUGGGACCAAAAAAGAUUCAAUUAUAGUUUCCUCCGCGCAAAUGUGGACGUCUUCUUCGCCUUCUCCCAGUGCGCUCGAGAGUAAGGUGGAAAAACGGGACCAGGUUUUUAUUCGCGAGUUUGAACGUUCAGACCAUAAAGAGGUGCGCCGGAUCUUCACCGAGGGAAUCAUGGAGCGGAUACCCAAUUCGGCAUUUCGGGGGCUAAAACAGCAAAUUAGAACCCAAUUUAUCUAUGCUUUUCUCACAGUAAUGUGCUAUGUUAUGACCAAAUCCCUCACACUGACCUUCUGCACACCGUUUAUUCUAAUGGGUGCACGUUAUUACUACAGCAGAAAAGUCGUUCUCAACUACCUGGACUGUGCUCUGCAUACUGAUAUGGCUGACAUCGAGUCAUAUUACAUGAAACCAACAGGCUCUUGUUUCUGGGUGGCAGUUCUGCAAGGCCAGGUUGUGGGCAUCGUGGCAGCGCAAGGCCGAGAAGACGACAACACCAUGGAACUCCGUCGCAUGUCAGUGGAUUCUCACUUCCGUGGAAAAGGCAUCGCCAAGGCUCUGGGUCGACGUGUUCUAGAAUUUGCCAUGUUAAACAACUACUCGGCCGUGGUUCUGGGAACAACUGCAGUCAAGAUGGCCGCCCACAAGCUGUACGAGUCUUUGGGUUUCCGGCGAGUGGGAGACACUGAGGACUACACGCUGCCUGGGAUGACCCGUUCACCGCUGGAGAGGCUCUUCUUCCAGAUUCGCUACAGCCGGUACCGAUUGCAGCUUAAUGAAGAGUGAGAGACAGAAAGUUAAAAUGAGCGCAGAAGAUAGAAUAUAAACGACGAUGCCGGCGACGACCCUGAACCACCCACUGACCCGGUCCUCUUCUUCUACCUAUUUAUUUAUAUUUUGGGUUUUUCCCUUUUUUUUUUUUAAAGUCAUAUCUGU